UUGAGAAUCGCGAACGGAAAGAUUGAUCGGAAAAGCAGACUUAUCGCAAGCUGUACUUGUUCUCGUUCUCGGACCUUGCACGUGCAGCGCUAAUUCUCGUCUCUCAGUACGGUUCAGACUUGGCAGUACAGAUGUCUCCACGGGCAGGCGCAGUUGAAGAGCAGAUCCGUGAUGUCUCUCUUACCUCAGUGUUCUGCCAUGCACUUCGACGAGUGGCGGUUGUGCAAUGCACUGGCUAUCUCUCACUGUCUCAGUUUAUUUACGAACUUAUGGGAUUGUCCCAGGCGCAGGCAGAGGUAGCCUAAAGCUUCGGGAUGCUCUAACCCGUGAGCAUCUCUAGUGUUAGAUCUCAAACGGAUAGGUUCUGUCAGUCGAUAGGAUAGGAUGACAAAACCGUCCAAUGCUGGUGAUGAUGGAUGGACAUUUCCAGCGCCCAGAAACUGGGGAGAUUAUCCUGGGCUUGAAGCUACUACAGUGUGUGGUGGCAGGUCACUCGUCCCCACAUUGCUACUGUGUCUCGUCAUUCUCAGCGUCCACUUACCUCGGACUGGGAGCCUUGCCAUGGCAGUGGAAAUCGUGACUGACUCCACCGCGUCCUUGACAGUACGUCGACCGGUGCACGAGCGUCCCACACCAUGGACAGGCAAUGCUCUGGAUCUCCGCGCAUUUUCUACGGAUGAGGAGGACGGUAGAAACACUGGCAGCCCUGCGGAGGCCUCGAAACCUGGUCCACCCAAUGCCAAUGCUGAUGGGCCAGUACUGGCAGUAGUCAGUCAUCCUGCUACUGGUACCGCUCGGUCACGUGAUGCAUCAAUCAGGCCAAUCGCAUCGCACGCUCCAGCGCACAGACGAACCAGGGCCGGAACAGCACCAAUGGCCAUGGCGGCGGACAAAAACCUUGUACCCGAAAGCUUACGUUACCUUUUGUUCGGCAGCCUGCCAAAACGCACACACAAAGCAGAAGGUAGCAAUCUCCCUGAGCAACACACUGACUGGUUUAAUGGCGACCCAGGUCUACCUACACGUCGUUCAUAUGGUGCUGGCCACCUGACGCCUCAAGCCAGUCAACCACCACGUGACAAUGAUAGCAGCAAUAGUAGUGAAGUAGCAUUACCACCCCUGCUGCAGCUUCGGUGUGCUAAAGAAUACUCACCCUCGCUGGAGCUUCACAAGCCCAUCUCCAUCUCCAGUCUCAGCCACCCGAUGCUCCUACGUGAGCCAGCACUGAUAAGGGAAACCCCCUGGACUGACGCGUACGGUGCUAUGCUUCUCUUCGGAACUCCGGAGGAUACAACGCUCAUCACUUUCCUAUCCGUUUAUGCCUUUGACGUGGGCGAAAACAGUGGUCAAACGUGGCGAAUUCACGAUCGCAUAGACGUUUCCUUCCUACCUUCGUCGUGUAGAACUGCUCAGAGCUUUAUUGGCGCGGUGGCAUCCAGCUCCAGCCGUGAGGUCGUUUUCAUCUACGGGUUUGGGACCCAGCACGAAUGCGCAAAGCUCAUCGCAUACAACCCGAGUUCACGGCGGCAUCACGUGGUCAGAGUGGAAGGUAGCGCUCCGACAAUGCAUGACGUGCUAGAUCAACAAUCCGAACCCGGACGAAGCAUGGACGCGGGCCAACCCGGCAGUCAUGUCCUUCUCUCCGCCAUGGUUGCCGUCCCUGAUGAUGUCAGCAAUGACCGGGCUACGGAGAGUCUGGUGAUGUUUGGAGGCUCAGCCUGCAACCUUGACGAAAUUCUUGGUAAGACGUGCAUGAAUUUCUCCAACAACCUUCGCGUCCUGCAACUUGUCGGUGACAACUUCGAGAUUGGUUACUGGAAGACGUGGAAUGUGAAUUCCAGCUUGCACGCCCAACAGCCCUCUCCUCGUAUCUCGCCCGUUCUAUUCACAGAUGGAACUUCUAGCCUGUUCGUUUACGGGGGCAUAUCACUACAGGACACGACAGAGGAGGGUCUCCAAAAGGGCAAAACUCAGCUUGCGGCUAAGUGCGACCUGUGGCGAUUGGACUUUGCCAGCCGCACUUGGAAGGAACUGCCCGAGUUGACAGAGGAUUGCAUGGCAAGAGCGUCGAAUUCCUGCUUUGCUUCGCAUCGACUGCCAGCGAGGCCGAACGUGGCGUACUCUCAGGCAGAUGGUGAGUUGGCCGUCGUGAGUAUUGCCUUCUCCUAUGGGACUAUUCCUUUGUCGUGCUUGGAGCGGGAGUUUUCCGUCUCGCGCAUAAAACCCGCUAGCUCCGACACACCAGAGUGGCGGACGAUUCGACAAACUACCACUAGAAACUUCGUCAGCGGACUUAUCGACGAUUCGAAGCAAAUACGCAGCUUGGGGUUCAUGUAUGACGCGGCCUCGCUUUACAUGGUGCAAACGACAGUUCCAGCGACGGUGAAUCUCUCGGUGGAGUUUGACUACAUGACAAGAAAACCAUCUAUCGUGCGGCGCAUUCUACCCAGGCAAGAAGCGGCGUUCAGCUUCCCAGGCAGCGUGGGCUGUAUCGGUCUCCCAAGCCCCAUUCUGUUCAGUGCGCGGCCGUACGAGAAGGGUGACGUGAACUUUGGUGAGUCCUAUUCGGUGAUGAUUGGUGGCUUCUGUGCACUACCACACCAUAUGUAUGCUGGGAAGCAAGAUAGCUGGCUGGAGCCUUCUUGGCAGGUAAUGCCUAUCUGGUCUUACAGUCCUCGACCAGGAGUCUAUGCCAUGCGAGUCAUCUCCCCUGGUCCGCCAUUCGCCAAUCGGAUACUGCACACAUUUCUGCGCAUGGGUGACGGAAAUGCAACAAAAGCGGUUGUUUAUGGUGGCAUCUCUAUGCUAGGUGAGCCUGUUGACAGAGAUGUCUGGUGCUUCGAUUGGCUCGAGCAGUACUGGCAGCAGGCUAACCUCACGUCACGCCACACCAUGCCGGAGCACUCUGGUGUGGGUCAUGCCGCUGCAGCCCUGUCCGCUGAGAGCUUUCUGAUCUACGGCGGAAUGGCGUGGGAUUGGCUAGGUCUGCCCGAGGCCGUCAACAAUUUGUACGUGUUCACUUUCAGCAAUCUGUCAACAUGCACUGGCUCGUGGCGAGAGUUAUCAUCAACCAAGCCACUACCGUCGAGGAUGAUCCACACCUCGACUGUGUACGGUGGGCAGAUCAUCAUUGGUGGUGGUGUGAGUAGCUAUGGAAAAAUGCCCGCAGAUGGGAUUGUGCUGUUUUCUCUACGCUUACAACCAACUCCCGCAGUUGCGGCGACACGAGUGGAGUGGACCCCGUUUCGGCCGCUGCCGCAACUUCGGAACAUAAUCGGCUUCAGCUUGACACGCUAUUCCAGUGAUUUGCUUCUGAUAUUUGGAGGCUGCACCCGUGAAUGUAUUCUGCUUGGAGGUGGUCCACUCCAUGAUCAGUGUCUGUCGCUUAGAUCAUACCUCGUACCGAUGUCAAGCAUGAGUAAUGUUAACACGAGCGCUGGUCACCAGCCGUCUAGUGUAAUACCGUUCUUCAGUAUGUACCCCAUGCUGGGACACGCCGUCGUUGGAGACACUGUGUUUGGCGGUGUGUUACUGCCUGUACCGAGCCUGAGUAGCUCGGACAGUGCUGUCAUCACAACGAAAUCCUGCCAGUACAAACUGGCAGCGUCACACUGUCCUCUUGGCCAUGGCUGGAUGAACGGAACGUGCAGGGAAUGUCCCAUGGGCUUCUACUCGGCCGACCUCAGCAGUAACUGCAGUAGGUGUCCACCACUGUUGGUGACGAAAUCAAGUGGCUCCACACAUUGUGUGCCUCUACAACCUUGCUACGGCGGCUUUUGCCACGGUCAUGGCGAGUGCUCGGUUAAGGAGAACAAAGCUAGCUGUGCCUGCACCUGGGCGUAUCUCUCCUACGACAAUUGCCAGCUACCUCUUAGUGCCAUCUUGAUCAGUGUCGGCAUCGCCACAUUGACUCUCAUUGUCAUCCUCAUUGUUCGGUCCAUGCGCCAAAGUCGAAAGCUCCACCGCCAGAGAGAGAAAGACCUGCUGGUCUCGCGCUGGCAGCUGAAACAGCUAGCUAACGGUGUCAUCAUAGACUGGAGUGAGCUGUCGCAGUCGAUCAUAAGAACCAUUGGCAGAGGGUCGAGUGGGGAUGUGUUUCAGGCAGAGUUGUCCGAUAUGCAGGUGGCAGUGAAGGUGCUACGCAGCUGUAGAAUGGACGACGUGAUCUUCCUUGAGCAGUUCAUCAAAGAAAUUGAGCUAAUGCGAACUGUGCGCCACCCCAACAUUGUGAUGUUUCUAGGUGCAGGUACAAAGCCAGCACAGCGCUCACCCUUCAUUGUGAUGGAAUAUGUGACACGGGAAUCGCUUUACAAAGUUUUGAGGGAAAACGUCCCACGAGAUAUUAGCCAUCGGCAGAAGGUAGCCUUUGCCGUGGAUAUCGCCAGAGGAAUGGAGUUUCUUCAUGGCUCCGCAACACCCCGAAUUCAUUGUGAUUUGAAAAGCUCAAACCUGCUAGUUACACAGAAGUGGACCGUGAAGAUAGCGGACUUUGGAAUGCUCCGUCUCCUAUCGACCAUCAAGGACUAUGACAGCAGUAACCCGGAAGAUAACCUGAUGGCAAAUGUCACCGUGUACGACCGCAGCCGUCAGAACCCCAGGAGAAGGCCGUCGCUGUCAACGUCAGCAUCUGCAGACCGUGAGAGAACGCCGCUACUGUCCAUAUUGCAGCAGCAGUAUUCAAACAGUAGGGCAAGUGGCACAGUUUCACCAGCGUCUACUGCUGCUGCUGCUGCUCUUGCUGAUGUUAGUGCUGUAGGAGGAGGAGGCCUUCACCGUGAUAGCGAGACCAACAUGACCCGAGCAAUGGGUAGCAGCCGCUGGUGUGCACCCGAGACCCUCACUGCCCGUGUCUUCAACCAAUGCACAGACGUAUACAGCUAUGGAGUAGUUCUGUGGGAAAUCCUCACGCACAUCAAGCCGUAUGAUGAGAUCGGUGACGAGGAUGCUGUGAUGAGUGGGAUCAAGCACGGGCAACGACUACCCCUUCCACCGGGCCCAGAUUUCUAUCACUUCAAGCGGAUCAUCGAGGCUUGCUGGAGUGAGGAGCCGGAGAGUCGGCCAUUGUUUCCGGAAAUCCUAGACCGUCUCAAAACUGCUUGAGAGAGACAGAUGAAGGGA
This is a messenger RNA of Sycon ciliatum, 5118 nucleotides long. RefSeq lists its product as uncharacterized. The record is from RefSeq and is a predicted model, not a curated record. Lineage: Eukaryota; Metazoa; Porifera; Calcarea; Leucosolenida; Sycettidae. Gene Ontology annotation, cellular component: cytoplasm. Gene Ontology annotation, biological process: signal transduction; protein phosphorylation. Bases 385 to 5100 code for a protein of 1571 amino acids. The transcript has 2 exons. Gene Ontology annotation, molecular function: protein binding; ATP binding; protein kinase activity.